GGAGACGGCGCAGCCUGGGCCGGGCCGGAGCCGCCUGUCUGAGGGCCGCGACGGGUUCCGACGGCCGCAGCCAUGGCACCCAAGAAGAAAGGGAAGAAAGGGAAAACCAAAGGUGCCCCGAUUGUUGACGGGCUUGCGCCAGAGGACAUGAGCAAGGAGCAGGUGGAGGAGCACGUUGGCCGCAUCCGUGAGGAGCUGGACCGUGAGCGCGAGGAGCGCAACUACUUCCAGCUGGAGCGGGACAAGAUCCACACCUUCUGGGAGAUCACGCGGAGGCAGCUGGAGGAGAAGAAGGCCGAGCUGCGGAACAAAGACCGGGAGAUGGAGGAGGCUGAAGAGAGGCACCAGGUUGAGAUCAAGGUGUACAAGCAGAAGGUGAAGCACCUGCUGUAUGAGCAUCAGAACAACCUGACGGAGAUGAAGGCUGAGGGCACUGUGGUCAUGAAGCUGGCGCAGAAGGAGCACCGCACACAGGAGGGAGCAUUGCGCAAGGACAUGCGGGCGCUGAAGGUGGAGCUCAGGGAGCAGGAGCUGGCCAACGAGGUGGUGGUGAAGAACCUGCGGCUGAAGCACACCGAGGAGAUCACCAAGAUGCGGAAUGACUUUGAGAGGCAGGUGCGAGAAAUUGAGGCCAAGUACGACAAAAAGAUGAAGAUGCUUAGGGACGAGCUUGACCUGCGGAGAAAGACCGAGAUCCAUGAGGUGGAGGAGAGGAAGAACGGCCAGAUCAACAUGCUGAUGCAGCGGCAUGAGGAAGCCUUUACGGACAUCAAGAACUACUACAACGACAUCACCCUCAACAACCUGGCGCUCAUCAACUCCCUCAAGGAGCAGAUGGAAGACAUGCGCAAGAAGGAGGACCACUUGGAGAAGGAGAUGAUGGAGGUGUCCGUGCAGAACCGGCGCCUGGCAGACCCCCUCCAGAAGGCUCGUGAUGACAUGAAUGAGAUGCAGAAGAAGCUGGGCAGCUACGAGAGGGACAAGCAGAUCCUGCUGCGCACAAAAGCACGUUUGAAGGUCGCGGAGAAGGAGCUGAAGGACCUACAGUGGGAACACGAGGUGCUCGAGCAGCGGUUUGUCAAGGUGCAGCAGGAGCGGGACGAGCUGUACAGGAAGUUCACGGCGGCCAUCCUAGAGGUGCAGCAGAAGGUGGGCUUCAAGAACCUGGUUCUGGAGCGGAAGAUGCAGGCGCUGAGUGCUGCUGUGGAGAAGAAGGAGGCCCAGUUCAAUGAGGUGCUGGCAGCCUCCAACCUGGACCCCGCGGCGCUGACCCUCGUGUCCCGCAAGCUGGAGGACGUCCUAGAAUCAAAGAACAGCACCAUCAAGGACUUGCAGUAUGAGCUGGCCCGGGUCUGCAAGGUACCAGGAGCCCCCUGCCCCUCUCUCAGGGCCCCACCUUGUCUACACCUUGGAGGUACACAUAGCCCGAGGCUGUCUGGGCCUUCUCAGGUCACUCAGUGUGUGGCCUGGGCUGCAUCCCCACAACUCUAGCCACUGUCCUGGUGUCCCUUCCGGGGCCUGCUCAGUGGAUAUCUGGCCCACAACGACCUGCUGCGCACCUACGAGGCGAAGCUCCUGGCCUUUGGGAUCCCUCUGGACAACGUGGGCUUCAAGCCUCUGGAGACAGCUGUGAUCGGGCAGACGCUGGGCCAGGGCCCCGCAGGACUCGUG
Lutra lutra (Eurasian river otter) is the source of this 1671-nucleotide messenger RNA. RefSeq names its product growth arrest specific 8 (gene GAS8). Gene Ontology annotation, biological process: flagellated sperm motility. The record is from RefSeq and is a predicted model, not a curated record. Gene Ontology annotation, molecular function: small GTPase binding; microtubule binding. Bases 73 to 1491 code for a protein of 472 amino acids. NCBI's taxonomy places the organism in Eukaryota, Metazoa, Chordata, Mammalia, Carnivora, Mustelidae. Gene Ontology annotation, cellular component: microtubule; motile cilium; Golgi apparatus. The transcript is spliced from 11 exons.